Messenger RNA from Arachis ipaensis, 2267 nucleotides. Lineage: Eukaryota; Viridiplantae; Streptophyta; Magnoliopsida; Fabales; Fabaceae. The record is from RefSeq and is a predicted model, not a curated record.
CUUCUCUCUCUCUCUCUCUCUCUUCCAUCGUCUUCUUUUCAUCGCUGUUAGGGUUUCCGGUGUCCAUGCAUACUGUCUCUCAUUGAUGCAUUCUUAAUUUUCUCAACUCCACUCCACUGCACCCUAAUUCACUCAACACUAGAUCCCAAUUCCUGCUUACUUACCUCCCCAAUUACAAACAUCUUCGCUACGGGGUUUUUGGAAUAAAAGGAAAUUUCCAUGGCUGAUGAACCGUUAUAUCCGAUAGCGGUGCUUAUAGAUGAGCUGAAGAAUGAUGACAUCCAGCUACGGUUGAACUCUAUUCGCAGGCUUUCCACGAUUGCACGUGCACUUGGCGAGGAGCGAACGCGAAGGGAGUUAAUUCCGUUCUUGAGUGAAAAUAAUGAUGAUGAUGAUGAGGUGCUUCUUGCUAUGGCAGAAGAGUUGGGAGUGUUCAUUCCUUAUGUUGGUGGAGUGGAGCAUGCUAGUGUGUUGCUCCCACCUCUUGAGACACUUUGCACUGUUGAGGAAACUUGUGUCAGGGAUAAAGCAGUGGAGUCACUUUGUAGAAUUGGAUCUCAAAUGAGAGAAAAUGAUUUGGUUGAACAUUUCAUCCCAUUGGUGAAGAGGUUGGCAGCAGGUGAAUGGUUUACUGCCCGAGUAUCUGCAUGUGGAUUAUUUCAUAUUGCAUAUCCAAGUGCACCAGAACCGUCAAAGGCAGAGCUAAGGUCGACAUACAGUCAGUUAUGUCAAGAUGACAUGCCAAUGGUUAGGAGGUCUGCUGCAUCAAAUCUUGGAAAAUUUGCUGCAACAGUUGAAUAUGCUCAUUUGAAGGCAGACAUCAUGUCAAUUUUUGAUGAUCUUACUCAAGAUGAUCAAGAUUCUGUUAGAUUGUUAGCUGUGGAGGGUUGUGCAGCUCUUGGCAAGCUGUUGGAGCCUCAAGAUUGUGUUGCGCAUAUACUCCCGGUUAUUGUUAACUUCUCCCAGGUACGUUACAUGGUUGCAAAUCAAUUAUAUGAGCUCUGUGAAGCUGUAGGCCCCGAACCUACAAGGACGGAACUGGUGCCUGCCUAUGUGCGGUUGCUUCGAGAUAAUGAAGCUGAAGUACGCAUAGCAGCUGCUGGAAAAGUGACCAAAUUUUGCAGGAUUUUAAGUCCAGAUCUUGCGAUUCAGCACAUUCUUCCUUGUGUGAAGGAACUGUCAUCAGAUUCUUCACAGCAUGUACGUUCUGCUUUGGCUUCAGUAAUAAUGGGAAUGGCUCCUGUAUUAGGAAAGGAGGCAACAAUCGAGCAGCUUCUUCCUAUUUUCCUUUCCCUUUUGAAGGAUGAAUUUCCUGAUGUGCGCCUAAACAUCAUCAGCAAGCUUGAUCAAGUAAAUCAGGUUAUUGGAAUUGAUCUGUUAUCUCAAUCUUUAUUACCUGCCAUUGUUGAACUCGCUGAGGAUAGGCAUUGGAGGGUCCGGCUUGCAAUAAUUGAAUAUAUACCCUUAUUGGCAAGUCAAUUGGGGGUUGGGUUCUUUGAUGACAAGCUUGGUGCUCUUUGCAUGCAAUGGUUACAAGACAAGGUUCAUUCAAUUCGUGAAGCUGCUGCUAACAACUUGAAACGCCUUGCUGAAGAAUUUGGUCCUGAAUGGGCUAUGCAGCACAUAGUUCCACAGGUUUUGGAUAUGAUUAGCAAUCCACACUACUUGUAUCGAAUGACCGUUCUUAGAGCAAUCUCUCUGCUUGCUCCUGUCAUGGGUGCUGAAAUCACUUGUUCAAGGUUGUUGCCUGUUGUUAUUGCUGCAUCAAAAGAUAGAGUGCCCAACAUCAAGUUCAAUGUGGCAAAGGUAUUAGAGUCCAUCUUCCCCAUCGUUGAUCAGUCUGUGGUGGAGAAGACAAUCCGUCCAUGUUUGGUUGAGCUCAGCGAGGAUCCCGAUGUUGAUGUGCGAUUUUUUUCCAACCAAGCUCUUCAGGCAAUCGAUCAUGUCAUGAUGUCUAGCUAGACAGAAAUGUUUCGGCCGGUGUUGAAGACGAGGACACCAUUAGAUGGGUAGAGGGUGCUAAUAUUUCCCAUCACCAUGAUAAUACUCACGUAACUGUAUUAAUAGCUAUAUCGUUUAUUGUGACACGAUACUCCUUAAGAAUUGAUGUGAUUUAGUUCCCAUAAUACGUUAAUUUUCAGAUAUCUGUAUGUUUUUACUUUUUUUUUUUACAUUUGGCAUAGGUUCCUUAGUCUUGCGCCUUGUACAAUCAUGUUACUGCUCGCAUGUAAGAUUUUUCUUUAUUUCAUUUUGCAUAGGUUCCUUAA